Molecule: messenger RNA, 690 nt
Organism: Fusarium poae
Lineage: Eukaryota; Fungi; Ascomycota; Sordariomycetes; Hypocreales; Nectriaceae
Exons: 2
Coding region: 1-690 (229 amino acids)
Source: RefSeq, a predicted model, not a curated record
AUGGCUAACGGGAUUGCAGUCGUUGACGACUGGAUUAGCGCUCCCGAUCCCAGAAUAUCACAGCAACCUUACUACACAAGCUACCCAUUACCCGCUGGAUAUUGCCAGCUAUACAACCCAGCGACCGUAGUCUGGGAAACGGAAACCUUAAGCUCUUGGUCAGAAUGGAGUUGCGAUCGCGACAGUCCUUGCUGCGAGUGCGACUGCAAUUGUCGUCCUAAGAUAAAGGACAUGAAUUUGGGAGAUCAACGUGAACGAAGAGAGUAUAAUAAGCGCGACCUUCCCGGCACUACCAAUGCCCGGAACUAUGGAGCCACCCGCGAGCUAUUGCCGUCCUUGAAUGUCGGCGGCAAGCCCAACGCUCAACACUACAUGCGACAGUUUUCAGACAGAGAAGCACUCCAGUAUGAUAAACAAGACCUUUCGUCCAUGGAAGAUCUCAUAUACCAGACCGCUAAACAACAACGUCACCUGGAUGACGCUCGAAGAAGGAUACAAGAUUGGAUUAAGAUCAUGCCUGGACUUGUUAGCGACAACACGGCUCAAGAAACAGAACAAAGGACCGAAAAGUGUCACUGCAAGGGUUGUAAAAAGGAAAGAAAGCAAGAAGCGCGGAGUGCUGGUAAGGAGAAGAAACACAAGCAAAAGCAAGAGGCAGAGAAGAAGAACAGAAGGAAGACUAGGCGAUAG